UCACGAGAAUAAAUGGGGAACCAAAAUUUCCUUCUUAAAUUAGGUGAUUUGAGUGCUUCGUAUAUAUGUAAGGUAAUAGAAUUUGGUGAUUGUGCGAGUUUUGUGAACUUCGGUCUUUGGCAUUUACUGAGAAUUUAAACAAGCGGGGAGGAGGAGGGAGUAACGCAAGGAAAAGUGCAAAAAAAGGAGGGGCGGGGCCGAAGACAAAGGUGUCGAAGGGCUGCGGCGACGACGGCGUUUGUUGGAAGUCGUUAAGACUUGUGAUUGAUUGUUAUGGCGACAAGAGGAUUGGUGGUGUAUUUGUUGACGGGGUUUUCGGUGGCUGUUCUUUCUGUGUUGUUCGUUUAUAAUAACGGCCAUUCAAAUGCUAGUGUUGCGCUUUCGCCACCGUCUUCUCUUUUAUCGUCUUCUUCGAACUCCGCCAAUGUUUUGCAACAACAUCCAUACGGAUCUGAAUCAAAAGUUUGGCCUGAGUUGAAGUUUAGUUGGAGAAUCAUAUUGGCAACAAUAAUAGGAUUCCUGGGAUCAGCAUGUGGAACUGUGGGAGGUGUCGGUGGGGGAGGCAUUUUCGUCCCCAUGCUUACUCUCAUUGUGGGUUUUGAUACUAAGUCUGCUGCUGCCAUUUCUAAGUGUAUGAUAAUGGGGGCAUCAGCAUCAUCAGUUUGGUACAAUCUCAGAGUUCCUCAUCCAUGCAGAGAAGUUCCGAUUAUUGACUAUGAGCUGGCCCUACUAUUUCAGCCCAUGCUUAUGCUUGGCAUCACCAUUGGAGUGGCUCUAAGUGUCGUCUUCCCGUACUGGCUCAUCACCGUACUGAUCAUCAUUCUCUUCAUAGGUACUUCCACGAGGUCUUUCGUCAAGGGAAUUGAGAUGUGGAAGGAAGAGAGCAUCGUGAAGAAGGAAAUUGCAGAACAAGAAAAGACUCUCGUUAAUUCUCAUGGGGAGCUCUUGAUCGAUACGGAAUAUGACCCACUAGUCCCUCGAGAGGAAAAAACAGCGCUGCAAAUUAUGCGGUCCAACCUUAAUUUGAAGAGAUUUGGGGUGCUGCUAUUAGUAUGGAUCAUCUUUUUAGUUCUUCAGGUUUCCAAGAAUGAUUUAGUUGCCUGUACUACAUUGUACUGGGUGCUUAACAUCGUACAGGUCCCGGUUGCUCUUGUAGUGUUUGGAUACGAAUGUGUUAAACUGUACAGAGAAAGCAAGAAAAGGAGACUGGAAGGGAACAAGGAUUUAGUAUGUGAAGCAGCCAUUCAGUGGACUGGAACAAACCUUGCAUUCUGUGCCCUCUGUGGCAUUUUAGGAGGCACUGUUGGAGGGUUGUUGGGGUCUGGUGGUGGAUUCAUUUUGGGGCCUCUCCUCCUUGAGAUUGGUGUCAUUCCUCAGGUAGCCAGUGCGACAGCGACAUUUGUGAUGAUGUUCUCAUCAUCUUUAUCCGUCGUGGAGUUUUAUCUCCUCAAGAGGUUUCCUAUUCCCUAUGCUUUAUACCUGAUGACUGUGUCUAUCGUGGCUGGAUUCUGGGGACAAUUCUUCAUAAGAAGACUCAUCACCAUUCUGAGGAGAGCUUCAAUAAUUGUUUUCAUUCUCUCUGGUGUAAUUUUCGCCAGUGCUAUCACAAUGGGCGUGAUAGGAAUAGAGAGGAGCGUCACGAUGAUAAAGAAUCACGAAUUCAUGGGAUUUCUAGAUUUCUGUAGCAGCCAGUAGUCCCACCGCCCUGUGGCAGAAAGAAGGCGGUGAAAAUAGUAGGUGUCUAAGAAGAUUAAGGUACGCAAAGAAUAAAUAAAGGCUGCAGCAGGAACAGGAUUGAGCUUUGAACAGCAACAACAGCUGCAGAAAUGGGCGUUGGCCAAUGCCUAAUUGACCAUCCCCUGAGAUCGUCUGAGUUUUGAUGUCUGGGGUUCCGAGUGAGUGUUAGCCAGCGCUAACCACCCCCACCCCCUACCUUCCAUUUUUUUCCAUUUGUUUCCGUGUCCGUGGUUUCCAUUUGUUUCCAUCUUUAUCAGUUCAAUUGGCUUGUUUAAUUUUGAGUGAUGGUGUUUUACA
Molecule: messenger RNA, 2034 nt
Organism: Coffea arabica (coffee)
Lineage: Eukaryota; Viridiplantae; Streptophyta; Magnoliopsida; Gentianales; Rubiaceae
Product: sulfite exporter TauE/SafE family protein 4
Biological process (GO): protein ubiquitination
Cellular component (GO): membrane; Cul4A-RING E3 ubiquitin ligase complex
Source: RefSeq, a predicted model, not a curated record